AAAAUAGCGACGUUCUGUUUCUGAUCGGACACAUUUUCUGGACGGACCUAAGAGAAGUUGGGAGCGCCGAUCAUUUCGGUUACCACCAGCCGCUAUCCCCUUGGAAACCAACCGUUAAACCAGUCCGUAGCCUGAUUGAAACGAUCCAAAGAUGCCCAAAAAGAAAACCGGUGCCCGGAAAAAGGCCGAGAGCCGAAAAGAGCGAGAGAAACAGUCCCGAGCCAACCGGGAUGUGAUCGACGUGGCCAAGCAUCCCUGCAACUUCACCAUGGAAUGCGACAAAUGUCAAAGAAAACAGAAGAACAGAGCUUUCUGCUACUUCUGUAAUUCAGUGCAGAAGCUUCCUAUCUGCGCUCAGUGUGGCAAAACCAAGUGCAUGAAAUCUUCAGAUUGUGUCGUCAAACAUCCUGGGCUCCACACCACUGGAAUGGCCAUGGUGGGGGCAGUGUGUGACUUCUGUGAAGCUUGGGUGUGCCACGGCAGGAAAUGUCUGAGCACUCACUCCUGUGUGUGUCCUCUGACAGAUGCAGACUGCAUCGAGUGUGAUCGUGCUGUCUGGGACCAUGGAGGGCGAAUCUUCCGCUGUAGCUUCUGUAGCAACUUCUUGUGUGAGGAUGAUCAGUUUGAGCAUCAGGCAAGCUGCCAAGUCCUCCAGGCAGAGACAUACAAAUGUGUUUCCUGUAACAGACUGGGACAACACUCCUGUCUGCGUUGUAAGGCAUGUUACUGUGACGACCACGCCAAGAGUAAGGUCUUCAAACAGGAGAAAGGCAAAAACCCCCCCUGCCCCAAGUGUGGUCACGAAACCCAAGAGACCAAAGACCUCAGCAUGUCCACUCGCACGUUGAAAUACGGCCGGCAGGCUGGAGCUGAUGAGGAGGAUGAUGAUGAAUACGGAGCGUCAGGUUACGACGCCUACUGGAAGAACCUGGCAUCUGGAGGAGACCAGCAGAGGGUCUACGACGAUGAGGACGACGAUGAUGACGACGACGAUGAUGAUGACGACGAAGACGAUGAGGAGGAAGAUGAUGAUGAGGAAGAUGAAGCUGUUGAGGAAAAGGCUGCAGUUGCUGUGGCUGGUCUUAAACUGGAAUGAGCUGGCACAAUCCCAUAGAUCCAAAAAAAUCCUCUGCAGAUGUUCACUUGUUACAGCGCAGGAAAGCAUAGAGAUAAACAUAAAUAGUUGGUAUAGCUGAAGCUGGGCGUCCAUUAUACUAAAAAUACGAUUUGGCACAUUUAGUAUUUGUCUAGGCUAAAAUUGGAUGAGGGGGUUAUAGUCCAAAAAAGACAAAAACUCCACUCAUUACACUCUGUAAAAUUAAGGUGGUCAUUUGUACUGUAGAUGUCUUCAAAUUGGUGAUAUGGUAAUGCUGGUCUAAAAUCAAAAGUAGUUAAAUCCCAACAUGCAGUAAGGUCUGUGAUGUCAUCAGGUUGAUCCAACGUGAAAACAUCUGGUCUUUCAAAAGAAAACCUCAUUGUUUUCCACAUUUAUUUAGCAAAUUUAUGAUUUUAUAAUUUCAGAUAAUUCAAAGUUUCUCUAUCGAUAAUAGACCAUUUUGAUCUGGGAAUUUCUGAGUUUUUUUUCUGCCAAUAUGAACUCCUUCCCCCAGCUGUAUUUUUUUGCAAAUGGCCCCAUUACGCCGUCACACCCAUCCUAGAGACAACUUGUGUUCUCUUAUGAUGUUAAAUGCAAUGUGUAUAUUUCGUCACAGGUCCCCUCCCCAAGACAAGAUACAGACCCGCGCAGUGUGAGGCUCCUGGAGUAUUUUUUCCAAUUAUAAAUACUCAUGUCAUAGCAUAAGCUUUCUUUGAAAGAUUUGAUGUCAUCCAAACAUUUGGAACAGAGCUGGAUAUUUCAACUUUGUCUUGGAGGUAUCAUGUAAUUUUUCAAUUGGUCAGUUUGAAUGGGCCGAAGGGUCUACAUACUACAAUACCCAUAAGCCUCAGUUUAAUGCCAAAUAAAAGCAGUUGCCAACUUUAUCAGAACUUGACCCAUGAUACAGUAUGAGUUUAAAUAAACAGCAGCUUGACCUUUCAAACAAAACACUUUCUUUCCGCUUGUUUGUUAUCAGGGGCACAUAAGAUGAUUCAUACACACACCUCGUCCUUGUUAGCUUCUUCUUCAGAUGUAUUCUGGGUAGUUGGUCAUAUUUUCUACUGUAAAAUCAACUUUUAUCUUUUUAUUGUAAUUCGGUAUAUUCCCUAACAAAGUAGCAGUUAUGAAAUCUUCACAAACCACACACACAAUCUGUGAUUGGUUUGUUAUCAAACCAUGUUACAGUUAGAACUAACUUUAUAUCAUGUUGUAUUCACAAUGUCUUUACUGUGUAAUAAAUGUUGAUCUGCUGAGGAGUUAAUGUUUCAUAUUGUGCUGAUCUGAUUGGGAUUCACCGCUUCAAUAUAACACAAAGGUUGUUCCAACAGCAUAACCUAUUUGCCCUGAUCCCUGUAAUGCAUUUGUGAAGACAUGUUAGUGUAAAAUAUGCCAUUAAAUAAUGGAUUAAUUGAUAA
This is a messenger RNA of Notothenia coriiceps (black rockcod), 2511 nucleotides long. RefSeq names its product zinc finger protein 330 (gene noazfp). Lineage: Eukaryota; Metazoa; Chordata; Actinopteri; Perciformes; Nototheniidae. Gene Ontology annotation, molecular function: zinc ion binding. The record is from RefSeq and is a predicted model, not a curated record. The coding region runs from base 152 to 1096 and encodes 314 amino acids. Gene Ontology annotation, cellular component: nucleus. The transcript has 10 exons.